Penicillium maclennaniae is the source of this 384-nucleotide messenger RNA. Its product is annotated as 40S ribosomal uS14 domain-containing protein. NCBI's taxonomy places the organism in Eukaryota, Fungi, Ascomycota, Eurotiomycetes, Eurotiales, Aspergillaceae. Gene Ontology annotation, molecular function: structural constituent of ribosome; RNA binding; zinc ion binding. Gene Ontology annotation, biological process: translation. The record is from RefSeq and is a predicted model, not a curated record. Gene Ontology annotation, cellular component: ribosome; cytosolic small ribosomal subunit. The annotation marks the transcript as partial. The transcript has 4 exons.
UUCGCCUCUCUUCAACAGCGCCAAACGACCCUCGUCCCCGACAACAACCCCGUCAACCCACCCCCCCUACAACAUCUCAAGAUGACUCACGAGUCCGUUUGGUACAGCCGGCCCCGCAAGUACGGCAAGGGCUCCCGCGAGUGCCGUGUCUGCUCCCACCGCGCUGGUCUGAUCCGCAAGUACGGCAUGAACAUCUGCCGUCAGUGCUUCCGUGAGAAGUCCACCGACAUCGGUUUCGUCAAGGUUCGUUUCCACCACUCGCUACACCGACUCGAGGAUGAUAAGAACGAUUUGCAUUUGCAAUUGCAUCGACGCACUCAACCGGUCUCCAACCGAACACACGCACUAACAUUCAUCCCUACAGUACCGUUAAAUCAAAAAUGA